AAGGCUUCAUGAUAAAAAAUAAUUCAGAUUUUAGCACCCCAUUUUAAAAAAGAAAAAAAAAACUGGACAUUUCAUAGUGAUCUCUUUCUGUUCGGUUCAUAUAUUUUAUUAAACCUCACAAAUGAAGAGCAUAGCUGUGGUUCUGCUUUAUUUCUUUUGGAAAGUAUACUUUGUAAGUAGUAUGCUAAGUGACAUACUGACAAUGAUACAUUUAAUACACACAAAUGCUAUUUCUGGAGGUUUUUUAUGAACAUUUUUAAUUUCUAUUCAGUGCAAGUUCAGUAGAAUCGGCGUCAGACAACAGUUUUGGGUUAACCCUUUCAGUCCCUGGAUGGCAAUAAUCACAACAAAUUUGAGCGAAAUCUGUGCAGUCAUGUUCUGGAGUGUCAGACAGCUCAUGCCCUGUAGAUAGUCACACACAAAGUUUGAUUAUUAUUUAUUAAGGUGAACAGGUCAUAUUGCAAAUUGCAGUUUAUUUUACAAUGUAACCUCAUGUUGGUUUAGGAGUCUGGCAUCUGUCCUGCUGCCACACAAUAAUCAAAUAAUAAUGAUAGAAUGUGGAAGAUGGGAAAGUGUUAUAUCACAGUGUUUACACCUCCACUGUAAUCUGUCUGACGUCAGGCUUCUUCUCUGUGCCCUGACUGUACGUCAGCUGUCAGUCCAUUACUCUUCCCUCUGAAUUAACCUGAGAGGAUACCUGCGGUCAGACAGCAGCUCCGACACUACACGGGGAACUGAGCACUGAGCAUGAUGGACGGUGUUCCUUUGAAGAUGCCACAGGGUGUCUCACAGGAAGUCAAAGAAGACGUGGAAGUUAUUGUCCCUGAUUAUCUGUCCAAACUGCAGGACACAGAGUAUGAGUUCAGGCUGGAGAACUGGGUGCUAGCUGGGCUGCAGAGCGGCUUUACCAGCCAACAUCGUCCUCAGCUCUCCUCUUCAUCACGACUGCAGCCAUCUUGUCCACCAUACUGGAUGAUGUUCAGCAGCCCGCAGCAGAGCCGCCUGGCCAGCCGCCACUGCUCCGACUUCUGGGAACCCAACCCUCGACAGCGCUCCCACAGCCUCAAGCCUGACUUCCUGCGCAUUACGCUGGCCAUCUCAGACUCUGAGGAUGAUGGAGAAAGGGCCGCAGUGAAAGCCUGCUCUGGUGGAGAUUGUCCCGCUGCUUCAUGUGAGCGAGGUCAGAGGAGAGCCUUUGUCCCUGACUUUCUGAACCCUCCAGCCUGCCUCAGCAGCCUGCCACACCAGCGCAGGAAGAACCUCCGACAGUGCUCCCUGUCAGUGCUGGACACGCCCAAACACCGUGGUCCCAACACAGACAGCAAAUCCCAGAGCCCGCCACACAGGACCCCCACCACCAGAGCCAACACAGUGGACAGGCUGCCCAGCAUCAACAGCCACAACACAACUCACACAUGUCUCAGCCCAGACUCCCGUAGAACCUCCUCUUCUGGUUGGGACUCGUCAGCAGAGCUCCUGUCAGCUCUGAGCCCAGAGGAGAGAGAGCUGCUGGGGGCCGUCACUGCCCGGGGUUACCCCCUCCGUACUGCCAUCAUAGCCCUGCAGAAGACGGGCCCGCAGACCCUGGAUCAGAUCUUGAGUUACCUGCUGGCAUGUGACCAUCUGUGUCAGCUGGGUUAUGAUAUGACUCUGGUAGAAGAAGCUCUGGAGAUGUUUCAAAACUGUGAAACAAAGGCAGAGGAGUUCCUUCAUCUGCUGAGUCAGUUCAAUGAGAUGGGCUUCCAGCAGAACGCCAUCAAAGAAGUUCUGCUGGUCCAUGAAAACCACCGCGAACGGGCGCUGGAGGAGCUGAUGAUGCGUGUGGCGUGAUGGCAGAUCCACACACACACACACACACACACACACACACACACACACACACACACACACACACACACACACACACACCUGACAUCUUAAUUAGUUAUUAACUGCAGGAAAAAAUAUGAAAUCCAUGUUGACAAGGCACAGAGAGAAUAAACUAAACACAUUAUUAUAGCUGAAGAUGGACGUGGCCAAAAGUACAUAUACUGCAUUAUAUGGAUGAUGAUGAUGAUGAUGAUGAUGUUGACGAUGUUCCCAUAUUGCACAUUGUCAGUGCUGUGUUUAUUAACAUUGUGUGAAAGUGAGUAUUCUCUGUGUAACAGUCUCAGGUGAUCUGAGUAGUUGUAAUUGUGGAGGAUUUAUUAAAGAAGUGUCAUAUCCACCAAGGCAGUGUUUUUCUUUAUUAUCAUUCAUGUGACAGGAUGAAUGCUAUUUGCAGGUUUCUAUUUUUAUUCUACUCUUUUCUCUACUUUGUGUUUGGGCCUUUUUGACCUCGUUUCCUGGAAUUAAUCUGUCUGGGGAACUAGUGUCCUCCA
Messenger RNA from Cottoperca gobio, 2360 nucleotides. RefSeq names its product ubiquitin associated protein 1-like b (gene ubap1lb). Lineage: Eukaryota; Metazoa; Chordata; Actinopteri; Perciformes; Bovichtidae. The record is from RefSeq and is a predicted model, not a curated record. Gene Ontology annotation, molecular function: ubiquitin binding. Bases 748 to 1830 code for a protein of 360 amino acids. The transcript is spliced from 6 exons. Gene Ontology annotation, cellular component: ESCRT I complex. Gene Ontology annotation, biological process: ubiquitin-dependent protein catabolic process via the multivesicular body sorting pathway.